AUGAGGCCUCUAGAAGCAACCAGUAGACCUGCAGCACGAAGUAAAUCUCCUGCUGCUGCUGCUGCUGCUACCUUGGGGACAUCCCUUGGCGGCAGAGAUGCCUCGAAAGAUGCUGGAGCCGCAGCAGCAGAGGCAGCAGCAGCUGCUGCAACAGCUGCAGCAGCAGCUGCAGCAGCAGCAGCAACUCCCAACGGGGGCUUGCUGCAGAAGGUAGACCACCAGGGAGAGCAAUCGCAGACAGUUGAAGUGUACAUACUCCGCAGCAGCAGCAGCAGCAGCAGCGUGAUGAAUGGAUUUGUUGAACAUAUUCAGCAACAGGGGGCGAAUGAAGUUGCUCCUGCAGCUGCAGCAGCAGCUGCAGCAGCAGCUGCAGCAGCUGCAGCAGCAUCAACAGCAGGAGCAACAGCAGCAGCAGCCUCAGGUGGUUCGACAGAGCGGUCUCAGUCGGGUUGGGAAGCAGACGCACCACCAGCAGGAUUGGCAGCAGCAGGAGGAGGAGCAGCAGCAACAUCGGCAUCAGCAGCAGCAGCAGCAGCAGCAAAGCCUGGCAGGCUGUUAUGCUGCCGCUUGUCUCGAUGGUAUCUGCUGCUAAUCUUCUUGCUGCAGGCUGUCUUAAUUGGGCCCCACUACCUCAACUGGGCCCCCUUAAGGCAGUGUCUCCUUUACUGGGGUGCAUAUGAAUGGUUGUGUGAUGAGGAGUUGUCUCCCCAGCAGCAGCAGCAGCAGCAGCCGCAGCAGCAGCAGCAGCAGCAGCGGGAGGAGCAGCAGGGUGAAGCGGAAGUUAAUCCAGCCGUAUGGGCAGGUCCUUCUGUUUCUGAGUCUCCUCUAUUUGUGUCUCCUGUCUCUUUUUCAUCUCCAGCAGCAGCAGCAGCAGCACCAGCAGCAGCAGCAGCAGCAGCAGCAGCAGGGAGUGCACGGUGCAAAGCACAAGAUGUAGCUGUUGCUCGUCUCUUUGCAACAGCAACAGCUUCUGAUUUCGGAGUCUCCUUCAUAGGAGGGUUGCUGCUAGAUAUGUUAGGCCCUAAAGCAGCAAGCACAAUAGGAAGCUGCCUUAUGCUGCUCGGCUGCUGCUUAUUUGGUGUCUCCUCAGAGCAGCUGCAGCUGUAUGCUGUGGGGUUUGGGGUGUAUGGACUAGGCAUUGAUGCAGCUUUCUACGGUCUCCUGUGUCUGCCUACUUUGUUUCCGCAGCAGCCAAGCUGCGUUGCUGCUGCUCUUAUGUCUGCUCGCUGCUUAGCCUGGAGCUUUCCUACUGUGCUGCAGCAGCUAGCUAACCCUCGAGGGCCUGGGCUGUCUCAGCAGGUUGUCUCCUUAGGAGUUCUUAGCAGCUGUUUGCUGCUUGCAGUUCUCUUGUCUCUGCUCUUCAUCCCUACGAAACCUUUUCCUGCUGCAGACACAAACACCAACCACCAGCAGCAGCAGCAGCAGCAGCAGCAGCAGCUGCAGCAGCAAGAGGGGCUGCAGCUGCAGCACAUGCAGACGCCAUGCACUCAUGUGCAUCCGCAACACUCUCCUGCUGCUAAUGAUGCUCCUGUUGCUGCUGCUGCUAGUACUGCAGCGGCAGCAGCAGAUACUGCUGAAGCACCGACAGCAGCAAUGGGGGCCCCCGCAGCUCGAAUGAAUUCGCAGCAAGACAGCCAACACACUGUCUUGCAACUGCAGCAGCAGCAACAGCAGCAGCAGCAGCAGCAGCAGGGGGAGGGAUUAGAAGCAGCAGAUGAGGGUUGGGGUUUUGAAUUUGAUUGCUGCACAACUGUUGCUGACCUGCAGCAGCAGCAGCAGCAGCAGCAGCAGCAGAAGCAAGAGAAUGAACAGCAACAGGGGAAGGAAGAGGUGGAGGGGCAGCAGCAGCAGCAGCAGCAGCAGCAGCAGCAGCAGGAGCUGCUGCUGCAUGCAAAGGGAGCAGCAAGCAGGAGUUGCAGUGUAUGUGUGUUUAAUAGCUGUGAGAAGAAGCGUAGCGAGAGACUGUUUGCUGCCCGAUGGGUUUUAAUAAGGAGACAGCUGAAGCAGCUUCACAAGGAGACAGCUGAGUUCGUGCUGCAGCAGAUAUUCUGUCUCUCCUACUGGCCUAUCAUCCCUUACUUUAGUUUUACUCUUUUAAGAGGAGUGUUUUUCGGAGCAGCAGCAAAAGCAGCGGCAGAAGCGGCGGCAGAAGUAGCAGCAGGAGCGGCAGCAGAAGCAGCAGGAGAAGCAGCAGCAGCAACGGCAGCAGAAGUCGAAGCAGCAGCAACACCGAGCAGAAGAACCGUCAGCAAUGUGAAGAGCACCGCCUCGCAGAGAAGAAUACUUGUUGCUGGAGCAGCAGAAGCAGCAGCAGCAGCUGCUGCUGCUGCAGCUGCUGCAGCAUCUUUUAGGUCAUACACCCCAAUCUCUGCUGUUGCAGCAGCUGCAGCAAAAGAAGCAGCAGCAACUGCAGCAGCAGAAGCAGCAGCAACAACAGCUGCAGGGGGAGGAGCAACUGUAGCAGCAGAAGCGGCAGCAACUGCGGCAGCUGUGGCAGGAGCAACAGGAGCUGCAGAAGCAGCAGCAGCUGCUGCAGCAGAAGCAGGGGAAGCAGCAGCAACUGCUGCUGCUAAAGUAUUAGUAGCUGCGGCAGAAGCAGCAUUAGUAGCAGCUGCAGAUGCGGCAGCAACUGCUGCUGCUGUUGCAGAAGCAGCAUUAGUAGAAUCUGCAGCAGCAACAGCAACAGCAGCAGCAGCAGCAGCAGCAGCAGCAGCUCAGGAGACAAAGGGGGUUGCGUGUUAUAAGGCAUUCCUUUGUUUUCGUUUUGUUGCCCCCGCUGCAGCAAACCAGUCAGGUCGGUGGGAACGGUUGCUUGCUGCCCCCGAUGUUAGUGUGAGGGAGGCGUCGCAGCAACAGCAGCCGCAGCAGCAACAGCAUCAGCAGCAGCAGCAGCGGCAGCAGCAGCAGCACCAGAAGAGGCAGCGGCAGCGGCAGCAGCAGCAGCUAUCUGCAGAUGUGCAGCUGGCUGGAAGCGGCGGCAGCGGCUCGCGAGACCAGCCCUUGCAGGUUGAGGGGACGGCAGACCCGUCCACCCGCAGUAGCAGCAGCAGCAGCAGCAGCAGCAGCAGCAAGAAACACGAAUGCCCCAUUUGCUUCGAGGGCUUCUCUCUUGAUGACGAAUUCAGGCCCAAGGUGCUGUCAUGCGGGCACUCCUUGUGCUGCAGCUGCAUCUGCAGAUUGAUUGAUGCUGAAGCAGCAGCAACACAACCGCUGAUGCCGCUGCUGAUGGAGGUGGCUGCUUGCAGGCGUCGCUUCAUUGAGCUGCAGCAGCAGCAGCAGCAGCAGCAGGAAGGCAGCAGCAUCUUCCCUGCUGCAGCUGCUGCACAUGCUGCGGGCCUCUGGGGCGCCGUAGACGCUGCACCAUCAGCAGCUCUCACGGCAACAGCGGCAGCAGCAGCAACCGCAGCAGCAGCAGCAGCAGCAGCAGCAGCAGAGCAGCAAAGGCUGCGUGCUCUCUUAUCCUCUUCUCUUCUUGCUGCUCCCAUUCGCUGUCCUUGCUGCCGCUGCUGGAGCCGCGUUGCUGCGGAGAACCUUGCGCUGCUUCAGUUUGCUGAGGAAGAGGAGCAGCAGCGCAGACGUCGCCUCGAGGAGCAGCAGGAGCAGCAGCAGCAGCAGCAGCAGCAACAGCAGGAGCAGCGCCGUCGCGAGCUGAAGCGCCGACCUCCAGGGACAGAGGAAAGAGACAAUGAACAGCAAGUGAUGUGCGAAGCCCAUCCUUGGCAGCCCGUCGUCGCUCUCUGCGGUUAG
Molecule: messenger RNA, 3747 nt
Organism: Eimeria acervulina
Lineage: Eukaryota; Apicomplexa; Conoidasida; Eucoccidiorida; Eimeriidae
Exons: 11
Coding region: 1-3747 (1248 amino acids)
Source: RefSeq, a predicted model, not a curated record